Messenger RNA from Trichomycterus rosablanca, 2023 nucleotides. RefSeq names its product solute carrier family 5 member 1 (gene slc5a1). The coding region runs from base 108 to 1763 and encodes 551 amino acids. The record is from RefSeq and is a predicted model, not a curated record. Gene Ontology annotation, biological process: sodium ion transport; transmembrane transport. The transcript is spliced from 13 exons. Gene Ontology annotation, molecular function: D-glucose:sodium symporter activity. Lineage: Eukaryota; Metazoa; Chordata; Actinopteri; Siluriformes; Trichomycteridae. Gene Ontology annotation, cellular component: plasma membrane.
CCUCUCUGUUCGCCAGUAACAUUGGCAGUGGGCAUUUCGUGGGCCUGGCAGGAACUGGAGCUGCAGCCGGAAUCGCCAUCGGAGGAUUUGAGUGGAAUGCUCUUGUUAUGGUGCUCAUUCUGGGAUGGAUCUUCGUUCCUAUCUACAUCAAGGCCGGGGUGGUCACCAUGCCCGAGUAUCUGAAGAAACGUUUUGGUGGUCAGAGGAUCAGGAUCUACCUCUCCGUGCUCUCGCUGCUCCUCUACAUCUUCACCAAGAUUUCGGCGGACAUGUUCUCCGGAGCCAUCUUCAUUAACCAGGCUCUGAAAAUGAACAUCUACCUGGCGGUGGUGAUGUUGUUGCUGAUCACGGCGCUGUACACGGUUACAGGGGGUCUCGCUGCAGUUAUUUACACAGACACUCUGCAGACCAUCAUCAUGGUCGUGGGAUCAUUUAUACUGAUGGGAUUUGCGUUUGAUAAGGUGGGAGGUUACGAUAACCUGCAGGAACUUUAUAUGAACGCCAUCCCGUCUAACACAGGGGUGAACAUCAGUUCGGAGUGUUACACCCCUCGCCCCGACUCCUUCCACAUCUUCAGAGAUCCUAUCAGUGGAGACAUGCCGUGGCCCGGACUCAUCUUUGGCCUCACCAUCCAGGCGGCCUGGUACUGGUGUACAGAUCAGGUGAUUGUCCAGCGCUGUCUCUCGGCUAAGAACAUGUCUCACGUUAAGGCCGGUUGUAUUCUGUGUGGUUACCUGAAGCUUCUGCCCAUGUUCCUCAUGGUGUUCCCGGGCAUGAUCAGCAGGGUUCUCUACCCAGACGAGGUGGCGUGUGUGGUACCGGAGCUGUGUAAGGAGUACUGCGAUACUGAAGUGGGCUGCACAAACAUCGCCUACCCCAAACUGGUGGUAGAUCUCAUGCCUGAUGGUCUCAGAGGUCUGAUGCUGUCGGUCAUGUUGGCGUCCCUGAUGAGUUCGCUCACCUCUAUCUUCAACAGCUCCAGCACGCUCUUCACCAUGGACAUCUACGCCAAGGUCCGGCACAGAGCUUCAGAGAAAGAGCUCAUGAUCGCUGGCAGGCUCUUCAUUCUGGUCCUGAUCGGUAUCAGCAUCGCGUGGAUUCCCAUCAUCCAGACGGCUCAGAGCGGCCAGCUCUUCGACUACAUCCAGUCCAUAACGAGCUACCUCGCUCCGCCCAUCGCUGCCGUCUUCACCCUCGCCAUCUUCUGCAAGAGGGUCAACGAACCGGGCGCGUUUUACGGCAUGUUGAUCGGACUGGCGAUCGGACUGGCCAGGAUGCUGGCCGAGUUCGGAUACGGGACGGGAAGCUGCGCCAAUCCCAGCGACUGCCCGACCAUCAUCUGCGGCGUGCACUACCUCUACUUCGGCCUCAUCCUGUUCGCCAUCUCCUGUGUGCUGGUGCUGGUCAUCUCGCUCGCCACCAAACCCAUCGACGACAAGCACUUGUACAGGCUGUGCUGGAGUUUGAGGAACAGUAAGGAGGAAAGGGUUGACCUGGACGCUGAUGAAUGGACCGAGGAGCAGAACGACGACACUCUGGAUGUAGAUGAACCCGAGUCGGAUCCCAGCUGCUGGAAAAAAGCCUACAACUGGUUCUGUGGGUUCGAGCAGAAAAAAGCUCCACAGCUUACCAAGGAGGAGCAGGCCGAGCUGCAGAAACAGCUGACCGACACGACGGAGAGGCCGCUCUGGAGAAACGUGGUGAACGCCAACGCCAUCGUCCUCCUGUGCGUCUGCGUCUUCUUCCACGGCUUCUUCGGAUGAGGACGCCGCGCCGUCUCUCAGGUGGACGCAGGGACGUAUCGGAACUCUUUACGGUGGAUACGGAUGAGGGAUUAUUUUUACACUGUCGGAAGUAUAAAGGACGUGAAUAUUUUUUUUCCCCAUCCAGCACUUGAAUUGUUUUUAAUAACCGAGCAAGAACUGCAAGUUUAAACCAAGUAAAUAAUGAAAAUAAUAUUAUUUAAAUAAAUUAUUGUGUAUUUCCAGUCUGAGCUGCAUGGUUUAAGCAGAAUGUAUUUAAU